AUGCUGGCCAUGGCCCCACGCGCCGCGGAGCUGCCGUCGUCCGCCGCGUCUCCGGGCUUCAAACCCGCCGCCCAAGUGGUUAACACUAGCCUAACCGACGCGAACAAGCCCACCAAUGGCGCGCUGCCCUUCAAGGCGCAAUGCAAAUCCGCCGUGGCGCUGGUGAACGAGCGGCGCAUCGACUUCGUGCGCGCGCGCAACGUGCGCGUGAUUGGCCGCCUGGAGGAUACGCACAAGCAGAAGAAGGAGAAGAAGGAGGGCAAGCAACUCACGAGCGUCGAGGCGGUAGAGAGAGUGCUAACGUGGCAACACUCCAAGAAAAUCGGCCCGGGCUUCGCCAACUUGGGCAACACUUGCUACCUCAACUCGGUGUUGCAGUGUCUCACGUACACGCCGUGCUUCGCCCAGUACCUGCUGGAUAAGGAGGUGUUUGCGUCCUUCAACGGCGGAAUGUUGCCGGCAAGUGGCAAAAACGGCAACAAGUUCGGCAAAAACGGGUUUAACACCUCCGGCGGCGGCAACGGGUUUUGCAGUGUGCGCGCCAUGUCGCGUCUGUUGCAGUCCGUGCACGGCAACAACGCGGCCAAGGUGUUGCAGCCCAAGGAGCUGGUCAUGAACGUGCGCCACAUCUCCAAGAGCUUCCGCAUCGGCCGGCAGGAGGAUUCGCACGAGUUUUUCCGCCUGUUGCUGGACUCGAUGCAGCGCUCGUGCCUGCGGAAGGCCAACAUCAAGAGCGAAACGCACUCGGCCGCCUCCACCACGUUCGUGCACCGUAUCUUCGGCGGCAUGUUGAAGAAUUACCUUAAAUGCGCCAAGUGCGGGUACGUUUCCGAGCGGUUCGACGACUUUUUGGACCUGUCGCUCGAGAUUGCCCAUGGUGUUAACACUGUCAAAGGUGCACUUAACCACUUUACGGCAAUCGAGACGCUGGACGAUCGCAACGCCUGGAAAUGCACGAGUUGCGGCAAACCCAGCCGCGCUGAGAAGGGACUCACCAUUGCCGAGUGUCCCAACGUGCUCAUGAUCCAGCUAAAGAGGUUCGACCUCAUGUUCGGCAAAAUUAAGAGACACAUCGAAUUCCCUCGCAUGCUGGACAUUGCCUCGGGCAUGAGCAAAAACUGCGAAGACCGUCGACGCGGCCGCACCAAGUACGAAUUGCACGCGGUUUUAGUGCACGCCGGGUUUUCCACGGACUGUGGUCACUAUUACGCGUUCGUCAAGGGCUCGUCGGGCCAGUGGUACGAGAUGAACGACGACACCGUCAGGUGGGUGAGUAUUGACAUGGUGUUGCAGCAGAAGGCCUACAUGCUGUUUUACUCGCGGGUGUUGCCUCUGUCCGAGCGUCCCAAGCCUAAAAAUGAGGAGCAGGAGGUGAAGGCAAAAGCCAAGGAGUUGGUGGAAAAGGCCAAAAAGGAGGAGGUACCCGAAAAGGUUGCGACUGCUGUUGCUAAGCCGUUGCUGGCCAAGACGAAGGAGCUGGAUAUGAACGGGUUCCUUGCCAGUCUCAAGACGACGGUCACCUCUGGAGGUGAUGGAGAUAAGCCAUUAGUAGUGGUGCCGGCAAAGACCGGCAAGCGCAGCAAGACGGUGGUGACGUUUAAGGUUACGACCAAGUCGAAGCCGGUGGCGAAUGGGAUGCCGGUUGUCGAAGCGCGCCACCGGAUGAAGCGCGCAUUAACGCCUAGCUUCGGUGGUCGCGUGGGCCGGCUGUACCGGUUUGGACCGGCAUCGUACAAGUCGUACAAGUCUUGUCCGCGUCUCGUCAUGACCCGGUCGGUGACGGAAGUGUCGGUGGAGUCUGCUGGCACUGAGCCGGCAGCUGCUAAGUCUGCGCCGGCGGAGAAGACCAACGGAGUCACCAAGGUGCCGUUCGACCCGCGGCAGCUGAAGAAAAUCGGCGUGCGCAACGCGGCGUUGUUCGGCCGUGAGGUGGACAAGUGGGCAGGCGAGACGGACGUCGAAUCCUCGGAGACCACGAGUGCCGGCAGUGACGCUGCCGACAAUGCGCUGGCGGCCAAGCAUGACCGCGUGCUGAACGCGCUCAAGCAGGAGGAGUGGAAGCACCGCAACGCCGGGCGCCAGGACUACUGGGACGAGACCCUGGACAUGGGCAAGGUCAAGAAGGUGAAAAAGCGCAAGGAGUUCGUCCCGAACGAAGGCCGCAAGAACGCCUUCCAGACGGCGCUCGUGAAGAAGAAGAAAGAGGCCAAGCGCCAGCGCACGGCAUGA
Molecule: messenger RNA, 2229 nt
Organism: Phytophthora sojae
Lineage: Eukaryota; Oomycota; Peronosporomycetes; Peronosporales; Peronosporaceae
Exons: 1
Coding region: 1-2229 (742 amino acids)
Biological process (GO): protein deubiquitination
Cellular component (GO): nucleus; cytosol
Molecular function (GO): cysteine-type deubiquitinase activity; cysteine-type endopeptidase activity
Source: RefSeq, a predicted model, not a curated record